This is a messenger RNA of Trichosporon asahii var. asahii CBS 2479, 300 nucleotides long. RefSeq lists its product as uncharacterized. The coding region runs from base 1 to 300 and encodes 99 amino acids. The transcript has 2 exons. NCBI's taxonomy places the organism in Eukaryota, Fungi, Basidiomycota, Tremellomycetes, Trichosporonales, Trichosporonaceae. The record is from RefSeq and is a predicted model, not a curated record.
AUGAAGACCGUCUUCGCUCUCGCUGCUAUCGCUGCCGCCGCUGGCGUCUCUGCCCAGGUCGACGCCUCCCAGAUCAACGGCUGUGUCAAGGACUGCGUCUUCCAGACUGCCAAGAACGUCGGCUGUUACAACGAGGCCGACCCCACCGGCUCUGUCAACUGCAUCUGUGGUGACAAGCGCGGCGACUUCACCGGCCAGGCUGCCGGCUGCAUCUCGGGCGGCUGCGCCGACCAGCUCGCCGGCGCCCCCGCCCUCCUCGACAAGCUCUGCAACGAGGGUCUCAAGGACGGCCACUGGUAA